AUGGCUGCCAUGUACGAGGACCUGGGCAGCUCGCGUACGCUUGGGGCCUCGGUCUCGUCACUGUCAUCUCGCCAGCACUCCCAGCACAUUGCCAAAGCCUACCGCCAGGCCGCCCAGCUGUUCCUCACGCGUCGCCUGCCCGAGGCGCUGUCCACGAUCGAACCCAUCGUCACCCCUCCCACCCAAGACGACGCCAAUGGCUCCCAUGACGGCGACCUGUCCGGCUAUGCGCCCAUAGCAACCGCGUCGCGGGGCACGCGGGUCAAGGUGUGGAGCUUCUACCUCACCUUCCUCAAUGCCGUUGUCGAGCUGGGUGCCGAGGAGGGAAAGCUGGCAUUUGGCAGCACGAGAUGGAAGCAAUUGGUCUCCAAGUGCCGCGAUGGCAGCGUAUGGGAUGAUGUUGCGCGCGACGGUUAUGCUGGCGUAGAGGGCGAUGUCGACGCCGAGGUCGUCGUCAACUUGGCAACUCUACUACUCACACAUUCACCGUCCCAGCGGCUGAACCAACACAAGCUGGAGACCUAUCUUUCGGCAUCGGCUAACCCUACCUUUGACAUCUCCUCACACAUGUCCUCCUCUGCAUACCUCCAGCGCCGGCCCAGCCAGCAGAACACUGGCACGAAUACACCGCGGGACCUCAACACCCGGUUGAAGCUCCUCGAGCUGUACACUCUCCACGUGCUCCCGCGCAAUGACGAGUGGGAUUACGCCCGGGAAUUUAUAUCCAUGUCCGAAGUGCUCGACGACGAGCGCAAAGAAGCUUUCUUGCUUGCUCUUCACUCGCUCAAGGAAGAGAAGGAAGACGCAGAGAAGCGCGAAGAACGCUUACGUCAACAGCAACAAGAGCAGCUAGAGCAACGGAGAAGGGAAACUGAGGCUCGCCGAUUGGAACAGUCUCGGGCAGAAGACGAGCGAAGAAAACGCGAAGAAGAAAACAGGCGGCAGCCCAGAGGCUCCGACGAAAUGUACCGUAGCCCCAGCGCCCCUCGCCAAGCGCCUUCUACAUCAUCGCGAGCAUCACGACCAGCCAAGAAAGCGGUCAGUCCACCGCCCGGCCUGUACCACCGCGCAACUGCCCUACUGUUGUCGAUGCAAGCCAUGAUUACGAACACCGCGCACUCGAUGACGGCCAACCCCAUGGCUUUCUUCCGUACUCUACUCUUUCUUCUUGCUUUUGCUCUGGCGUUUGGGCGAAGGGACCUUCGGGAGCGCAUCAUGCGCAUUUUGCGAAAUGGGCUGGAUAAGGUCCGCCGUACGGUGGGUAUGGGCGUCAAGGUCUCGUAUAUUUGA
This is a messenger RNA of Didymosphaeria variabile, 1290 nucleotides long. RefSeq lists its product as uncharacterized. The record is from RefSeq and is a predicted model, not a curated record. The transcript is spliced from 2 exons. Bases 1 to 1290 code for a protein of 429 amino acids. Lineage: Eukaryota; Fungi; Ascomycota; Dothideomycetes; Pleosporales; Didymosphaeriaceae.